This is a messenger RNA of Loxodonta africana (African savanna elephant), 2105 nucleotides long. It is a transcript of the gene MAB21L4, whose product is annotated as mab-21 like 4. Lineage: Eukaryota; Metazoa; Chordata; Mammalia; Proboscidea; Elephantidae. The coding region runs from base 1 to 1671 and encodes 556 amino acids. The record is from RefSeq and is a predicted model, not a curated record. The transcript is spliced from 6 exons.
AUGUACUGCGUGUCCCCUCCAACUUCGGCGGGGUGGCGAGGCCCUGGCUUCCGCAGAGACCUGCUCCUGGGGAAGGACGAGGAGGAACCCUCAGAAAACCGUCACCCGCUCCCAGAGGCAGCGGAGGAGGCCGGCCUGGGAGGGGGCGCCCUGAGCGGCUUUUGGGAGAGGGGACAGGAGGUCCCGCUCCCACGGCCGGGUGCUCCGCCGCCCGUCCGCACCAGCACCUGGGAUCGCCACCCACCUGCAGUCCCGCUCCCACGGCCGGGUGCUCCGCCGCCCGUCCGCACCAGCACCUGGGAUCGCAGCCCACCUGCAGUCCUGCCCGCACUGGCUGGUGCUCCGCCGCCCGCCGGCAUGGCGGUGCAGGUGCCCCUGUGGCACCAUUACCUGCAGGCGGUCCGGUCGCGCGCGGCGCCCCGGGCCCAGGACUUCCAGCGAGCGGAGGAUGUGCUGCUCACCGUGCUGGAGCGCGUGCACGCCCUGGACCCCCGCUUCCUGGUCGACUACUCCCGCGACCUGGGGGCCUUCCAGUUCGCGCUGCGCUCCUCCGAAGAGCCCCUGGACCUGGAGGUGCCCCUGGGGCUGGAUGCCGAGGACCUCCUGAUCGAGGAGUCGGGCGCCGCCGAGCCUGCGGGCGGCCCUGCAUGCUGCCGCCUGGGGGUCCCUACAGAAGGCGCGGGCUUGGAGCCCUGGACGGCAAACGAUGUCUUCAGCGCCUCCUCGGAGAGCAGCGCCCGGUGCCGCGGCCACAUCGUGCCGGGCAAGGUCCUGUGCGUCCUCAGGGACCUCCUGGUGGCCGCCAUCGUGCACUGCAAACACCACAGUCUCAUCGCUCCAGGCUCGCUGAAUGCCUCCAGCCUUCAGGAGGAGGAGCUCCAUCUGUCCCUGCUGGUGUCCAGCGGCUGGAGGACCAUCCGCUUCAACGUGGUGCCUGUGGUGAGAAGGAGGUGCAGGGUACCUGCCCCAGAGAGGACCCUACUGGUGACCCGCUUCCCCACAGGCAGCCUGGAGAGAAUCCUGGACCAGGGGGUGGACCUCGUGCCAGCCAGCACCCAACACUGGAGGGUCUCCACUGACUACCUGCUGACGAGGCUGCUGGGUGCACUGGGCUCCCUCCCCGGCCACCGCCUGGACAGCAUCUCCAUCCUGGAUCGGGUCAACCACGAGAGCUGGCGGGACAAUGGCCGGAGUGCUGGCCUGGCCUUCAGCCACAUGAAGAUGGUGCUGCUGUGGGCCUCAGUGCUCUUCCCAGCACCCGAGGAUUGGGCUGACCUGGAGGGCGCCGUGUACCGCCUGCUGGUGGUGCUGCUCUGCUGCCUGGCCACCAGGAACCUGCCACACUUUCUGUGGCCGGGGCAGAACCUGCUGCUGGCCAGUGGCCUGGACCUCGGCACCCUGUACCAGCAUGUGGAGCACUUCGCCAGCCAGCCCGAGGCAUCCCUGCGCAUCCAUGUCACGCACCUGGGCUGCAGCCCACCGCCACGCAUUGACAACAGCGUCAAGGCCCUGCUGCAGCUGCCCGCCAGUGACCCAGCCUACUGGACCACCGCCUACUUCGACAUCCUUCUGGACAAGUUCCAGGUCUUCAACAUCCAGGAUAAGGACCGGAUCGCAGCCAUGCAGGGCAUUUUCCGGAAGACCAAGACUCUGGGCAGCGAAGAGAGCUGAGCGGGACGCCCCAUGCCUCCCUAUACCGCCCACAGGAGGCUGCGGGACGUAUGAUGAAGGGCAGGUGGCUUCACCUCGAGACAAGUGGUGGGUGGUGGAGAGACUUGAUCCCAGGGACCACCCUCAGACUGUCCAGGGUGUGGCCUCAUGGCAACCUGAAGGUGCUGGGCAGGUGGGCUCUCCUGGAACUGCUGCCUUGUCCUCCGGGGUGAAGGUCUGGGAUGACGGUGCUGUGGGGUUUGUGUGACACUGUGUUGAUCCCAGUGGCGAUGUCGAGACUCUGAAAACCAAGUAUCUUCAUGGACCUGGAGCUCAGGGGUUUGUCCCUGCCUAUACCACAUGGUUCCUUCUAGAGAUGAAAUAGUAUAUAUAUGCUAGAAUAAACUAAUGCACUGAAUAUAUACAGCCGAGGUGGCACUCACUUUGUGUAAGUA